Messenger RNA from Mizuhopecten yessoensis (Yesso scallop), 513 nucleotides. RefSeq names its product UDP-3-O-acylglucosamine N-acyltransferase-like. The transcript is spliced from 3 exons. NCBI's taxonomy places the organism in Eukaryota, Metazoa, Mollusca, Bivalvia, Pectinida, Pectinidae. Bases 16 to 465 code for a protein of 149 amino acids. The record is from RefSeq and is a predicted model, not a curated record.
AUUCACGGUAACUACAUGGUCGGGUCCCAGGUGGGUAUUCACGGUAACUUCAUGGUCGGGUCCCAGGUGGGCAUUCACGGUAACUACAUGGUCGGGUCCCAGGUGGGCAUUCACGGUAACUACAUGGUCGGGUCCCAGGUGGGCAUUCACGGUAACUACAUGGUCGGGUCCAAGGUGGGCAUUCACGGUAACUACAUGGUCGGGUCCCAGGUGGGCAUUCACGGUAACUACAUGGUCGGGUCCCAGGUGGGCAUUCACGGUAACUACAUGGUCGGGUCCAAGGUGGGCAUUCACGGUAACUACAUGGUCGGGUCCCAGGUGGGCAUUCACGGUAACUACAUGGUCGGGUCCCAGGUGGGCAUUCACGGUAACUUCAUGGUCGGGUCCAAGGUGGGCAUUCACGGUAACUACAUGGUCGGGUCCAGGUGGGCAUUUACGGUAACUACAUGGUCGGGUCCAAGGUGAGCAUUCACGGUAACUACAUGGUCGGGUCCCAGGUGGGCAUUCACGGUA